AUGGCGAUGAAGCUUCUGGAACUUAACUCCUCUGACUCUUCUGUGUCCCCUUUGGAGAACCAUGAGAAUGUUUCACUGGACUCAAGCCUUCAUCAUCCAUUCCCUGGUUCUAAUAUCACCUAUGUGGACUUCUACCUCCAUGAACCCUCCGUGUCUGCCAUCUUCAUCGUGUCCUACCUCCUCAUUUUCGUUGUGUGUAUGGUGGGCAACGGAGUGGUAUGCUUCAUUGUGCUCAGGAGCAAAAACAUGCGGACUGUCACCAACCUGUUCAUCCUCAACCUGGCCAUCAGUGACCUGCUGGUUGGCAUUUUCUGCAUGCCCACCACUCUAGUUGAUAACAUCAUCACAGGUUGGCCAUUUGGAAGUUUGGUGUGCAAGUUGAGUGGAAUGGUACAAGGAAUAUCAGUGUCUGCUUCAGUAUUUACUUUGGUCGCCAUUGCUGUGGAUAGGUUCCGCUGCAUUGUCUAUCCCUUCAAGCAGAAGCUCACCAUCUCCACUUCCACGCUUAUCAUCAUUAUCAUCUGGGUUUUGGCCAUCUCCAUCAUGUGUCCAUCUGGUGUCAUGCUCCAGGUCACCAAAGAGAGCCGGGUCUCCAUCCUGCUGGGUGAUGGCAAUGCCACUCGCCCCUUCUACUGGUGUCGUGAGAACUGGCCCAACCAGGAGAUGCGAAAGAUCUACACCACUGUCCUCUUUGCCAACAUCUAUCUGGCCCCGCUGACCCUCAUUGUCAUCAUGUAUGCUCGCAUCGGGAUUACGCUCUUCAAGACGGCUGUUCCCGCUUGUGCAAAUCAAGCUGGGGGUUCUGGGUCCGGUGCUGGAUCUGGCUCUGGAAAAGCAGGUGGCUACGAGGGCAGAGCUCAUACUGUGUCCCGGAAAAAGAAACGUGUGAUUAAGAUGUUACUGGUUGUGGCCCUGCUUUUCAUCCUGUCCUGGCUGCCUCUGUGGACACUAAUGAUGCUGAGUGAUUACGCUAGCCUGAGUGAGCACCAACAUCGGGUCAUUAACAUCUACGUAUACCCUUUGGCCCACUGGCUGGCAUUCUGCAAUAGCAGCGUCAACCCAAUCAUCUAUGGGUUUUUCAAUGAGAACUUCCGCCGAGGGUUCCAAGCCGCUUUCAAGCUGCAGUUUUGUUCAGCCAGGCAGGGCAAAAGGAAGACCUACUCGCACCGGGUUCAGCUAAAUGCAGUUCUGCCUACAAACUUGCACUUGACGCAGGAGUCUGAGGUUGGACCUGGGGUUUGUAAGCCAGGGCUGGGUCUGGACCAGGGAAUCGGAAUAGUGGGAAAUGGGAAAAGUCUCGGUGAGUCCAGCCAAUCUUCAGGGAAGGAGAAUCUGAAAGAACAGGAUCUGAUCAUGGAGGAUCUAGAAAAGGUCAUGUAUGACCUUUAA
Messenger RNA from Colossoma macropomum (tambaqui), 1389 nucleotides. Its product is annotated as neuropeptide FF receptor 2. Lineage: Eukaryota; Metazoa; Chordata; Actinopteri; Characiformes; Serrasalmidae. The record is from RefSeq and is a predicted model, not a curated record. Gene Ontology annotation, cellular component: membrane. The coding region runs from base 1 to 1389 and encodes 462 amino acids. Gene Ontology annotation, biological process: G protein-coupled receptor signaling pathway. Gene Ontology annotation, molecular function: neuropeptide receptor activity; peptide binding. The transcript is spliced from 4 exons.